GGUCCUUGUCGAAACUAUCACAAUCUCACCAAACGUUCUCCAGUGAACACCAGGAGUAAAAAAAAACAAAAUGGCAUCAAUUAAAGUGGUGUGUUUGUUUGUUGUAUUAUUCGGAGCGGCCAUGGCUCAGCCCUCCAAAGAAGGAUUUUGGAAAGGAACGCCCAUGGACGGCAUGGUCGAGGAGAUGAGAUCUGGCUGCGCUGAAGGAUCCGACCCAACAGCAUGCAUUAAAUACAAGGUUAUGUCCUUGUUAGACAGUAUCUUCAAGAAGGACACUUUCCAGAUCUCAGAUACCGUCGAAGUCACUAAGAACGGUGCAGGUAACGAAGCCACCGGUCGUUCUACUGGCGAUUUCAUGGACUCCAUCGAAAACUACAUCCAAUCUCACGAUGUUACCUUCCAAUUGCCUAUCGCUGACACUAAGGUCACAGUGAGCCCUAGAAACCUUGAUAGCGAUGAACUUAGCCUAAACAUCAAGUUCAACAAGGAAGGCGCACGCUCAGUCGGCGAGGCUCGCAAGGCUAAGCUCAAGAAGAUCAUUGUCCCCAUCCUGGUGUUCGUUCUCCUCAAGGCCAUGACUCUCAUCCCUCUAGCUAUUGGAGUCCUCGGUCUGAAGGCUUGGAACGCUCUGCAGCUUUCGUUCUUCUCUUUCGUCGUAUCCGUCGCUCUGGCCAUCUUCCAGCUCUGCAAGAAGUUUACCCAGAUUGCUGCGGACAACUCGCACCCGCAGAUCGCCGCUCACGGACCAUGGGAUGCCGCCUACGCCGCCACUCGUCAUAGAAGAGACGCCGAGCCCCAAGAAUUGGCUCAGGAACUCGCUUACAACGCAUAUCACUAAACAGUCCUUGAAGACGAUAUGAGGGAAAAUACCAAACGAAGGAGACCUCUUUUAGCAUAUUUAAGGAACUGGCCCUCAUAUCUUCGUAUACUGGAUAACGAUAACCGACCGAUGAUAACCCGACAGCCGUCUGUUUGUCUCCUCGAUCAAGCAAACGGGUACAAACCAAAAAGGUUUUUCGAAACCAUGUAUGUAAAUAGUGUGGAAAUAUUAUUUAUUUAAUUGUGUGCGUGAAUGUGAUGUGUGAUUGUUAUUUAUUGUUUAAAUAAAUCAUUUUUU
Molecule: messenger RNA, 1117 nt
Organism: Vanessa tameamea
Lineage: Eukaryota; Metazoa; Arthropoda; Insecta; Lepidoptera; Nymphalidae
Gene: Osi19
Exons: 3
Coding region: 71-838 (255 amino acids)
Cellular component (GO): membrane
Source: RefSeq, a predicted model, not a curated record